Apis florea (little honeybee) is the source of this 3289-nucleotide messenger RNA. RefSeq lists its product as uncharacterized. The record is from RefSeq and is a predicted model, not a curated record. NCBI's taxonomy places the organism in Eukaryota, Metazoa, Arthropoda, Insecta, Hymenoptera, Apidae.
UGCCUUUCGCCAAGUUUUGCGAAACAACAAUCUAUUUUCGUGAAAUUCUAGUUUUCUCUUGCGCAAAUUAGAUCAUCGUUUCAAACAAUUUCUAAAAAUACCCAAUUUCUGGAACAUCGAAUUUUUUAUUUAAGAAAUAAUGCGUGUAGUAGGAAUUAAAUCACAAGUUGCAAACAUUCGAAAGAAAUUCUACGUUUAUGUUUGAUCUUCGAUAAAAAUCUGUCGAGUUCGAAUAAAUCAUCUCGAUAAAGCUUGAAACGUCUCUCAUGAAGUCUCUUGUUAAAAAGCCUGGAACAAACGAGACAAACGAUCCAAAUUCUUGAGAAAACCCGCAAUAACGUAUAAUCCGUGCGACGUGUGUAAACCGUGUAGCAAUCCACACAGGCUCGGUUAUCACACGACACGAGGUUCAAAGAUCACAAACUGUCCACGGUCUCUUUCCACGUAAUGGCGUAUUAAUCGUGACACCCUCGAUACCUUGGAAUCUCGGCUGGAUUAUUCACAGUGUGUCAAUAUUGAACAGGAUACAAUGAACGUAAGUCCCCGAUGACAAAGAUAAUGGCCUGUAUCUCUCACGAUCGCGGCUGGCAUCCUGUCAGAUCUCGGAUUACCGAUUUCUAUACGCGGCCGCACAUCCUGUACACGCGUGUACACACAUCAAACACCCGCGAUUGUGUAACAAUGCCGCGUUUACACCUAGAUUUACUUUGCGGCCAGCUCGUUAUCGUCCACGUAAUUGGCGGACACCUUACCCUUUUGUAAACGAGCUACGCCCGCAACUUUAUAAGUAACUGUCUCAUUUUUACGGCGAGUCUUCUUUUCACAACAGUGAACCCGAAAGAUCGAUUGCGCUCGAUGCAACCAUGCAAACGUUUUAUACGUGUUUCUGGUUCUCCUUACUUUCUUACUCGAUGCGGAUUAAGUGUAGGGCAAUCUUCGUGGCCGCUUCGAAUCCCGAAGCGAGCGGGGAUUUCUCUUCGAAGGAAAAUUGGAAGAUUUGGAGGCGAUCGUCCGUGGAUUUCGAAGAUCGACGGAUGCAACGCGGCCUCGACGAUUUCCGGAUAUCGAAUCAUUCCGAUUACUACGAGGAAAAUGUUUUCUUCUCCACGGAUAAGUGUUCCAGGUAUUGUAUCAAACGGCAGAUCGAUAAAAAUGAAAACAGUGUACAAUACAUUAAUCUAUUUUGGACAAAUGGUAUCGACGCAAUGGAUCGGUCAGUCUCAAAAGAUGAUUCGGAGUUUUUGUCAAAGACGGAAUGGACAGAUGUACGAAAUCCAAACAUCAUUCAACAUAGAAAUUGUCAGAUUUACCUUGACCUAGAUUGUAACAUCACCGAAGCGAGAACUAAUUCGAAUUAUGCGAACAGAGAAUUCCACUUGGGCGUGGAAAAGGACAAAGGAAAGAAAAUUGCAGAUAUCAUAAAAAUAGCAGAAAAAUACAAUUUGACCAAAUUGACGCAAAUGAACUUCUCGGUCGACAACACGACCCGUAGAAUCGUCAUAGACAUCGAUGGAAACGUUUCAAACGCAUUGCUUCGAAUACCUACGAAUGCAACAAUUUCGAGGCACGAAACGAUCAUAUCUUGGACGAGUAAAGGCGAUGCGGAAGGUGUGCGAAUUGAUACGCGGAAUCCGCCAUCUGGCGAGUGGCGAUUGAAGCUCGUAGGGGAGGAUGGUUCGAAGUAUCAAUUGACGGUGACGGGUUUCGUCGAUGAGAAUUGCGAUGAAAUGAGAAAUCUUUCUCUGGUGAAAUCACAGGUGAAAGAAAACAUCAAUGAAGAUACGAUUAAAAAUUAUCGUAUAAAUAUUGAGACAAAGGAUGAUAUAUCAGGAAAUGAUAAGGAGAGAUUUAAUAAUGAAGCAACGAAAAUUAAUUCUGAAAAAAUUUUGGUGAAACAACAAAAUUCAAAUGCAUCGAUGAAUUCUAAAGUGAUGGAAAAUAAAAAAAUAACUCAAGAAAGAUCAUUGACAUAUCGUAUGCGAGAUCAAAAAGAAAACAACCAUUCGAGAAAAGAAAAUUUUAGCGAUAACGAUUUAUCGAUAAUAACCUCUAGCACUGAAAAUAUGCUUAUUAACUUCGUUGAAUACGUUACUCUCGUAGACGUUGACAAAAAUGUAAUUACUACAUCUAAUGAAAAAUUUUUGGAAACAAAGGAGGAAUGGGAAAAUCUUCGUACAAGAUCCUCGAUUGAAGUAAUUGAAAAUCUUGACGUUAAGAGAACUCCAAUACAGAAAAACAUUAACAUAUCGACGAGAAUGAUCGAAACUCUGGAUAAUAAAGAAAUGUCCGAAGAAUUGAUAAACCAUGUCAAUGAAAACACCAUCGAGGAGAAAAAGAUGCUGAUUGAAGUGAAUAGAAAUAGCAAUUUGCUUGUUAUACCGGGAACUAUACACAGAAUAGUAUUCGAUGUGAUGAACAAAUGCGUUUUACCUGUUAGAUAUGCAUUCAGAGUAAAGAGCAAUCCCUUUAGGUUAUACAAUAUUCAACCAUCCUAUGUAUGGAUUUAUCCUGGACAGAUGAGCAAUGUAGCGAUAGAUUUGAUUGUACCCGAUAAUGUCGCACCACAUACAGUUAAUACAGUCACCUUAUCUAUCUCGGGUACUGAAAUAAAGGAAAAAUCUGUAUAUUUAUAUGUACAAGGGUCACUUUCAAAGCUAACCGAUGAUAUAAAGCCAAUUAUCGAAUAUUCUUUCAAUGAUAAUUGCGUUGGAAAAUUGGAAAAAAAUCGAUGCUAUAAAUCUCAUUGGAGCGUUGAUGUUACGAUUCAAGAUCAUGAUUCAGGUUUAAAAUGUGUAAUAUCAUCACUAAAUGAUAUUUAUCCACGUACAGAUUUUAUUAGCGGUACAAGAAAUCCUAUAACAUUUUAUUAUUCUGCUACGUGUUGUGAUAAAACGGUUAAAAUUACAGCUAUAGAUUUACUAAAUAAUUAUAAUACUAUAAUUAUAGAUGUUACAGCAUGGAAUAACUUAUCAGAAGCAGAAAUUGCAGCUAUUACAAUGGGAGCAUUGUUAGCUUUGUUGCUUAUUGUUUUAAUUGUUAUUUUAAUCAUAUACUGUGUUCGAAAAAGAAAAAGUCAUGAUUUGCCUUAUACACAACGAUAUGGAUCUAGGCCACCUACACAAUCAGAAAGAACUAAUUUCUAAUUCUUUAUUAAUACUGAAAUAUAUAUAUUAAUAUAAUAUAUAUUGAAUAUAUAAAUUUUAUUAUUAUAGAAACUAAUGUUAUAACUAUCACAAUUAAAUUAUAUUUAUACAAAAUAUAUCUACAUAAAUGUAAAUGUACAUAAAUU